Gryllus bimaculatus (two-spotted cricket) is the source of this 3015-nucleotide messenger RNA. Lineage: Eukaryota; Metazoa; Arthropoda; Insecta; Orthoptera; Gryllidae. The record is from the annotation of a GenBank genome assembly.
AUGCAGCUUCCCGCCGCCCUCGCGCUGCUCCUGGCCGCCGCCGCCCUGGCGGGGCCCACCGCCCGCACCCACCACGACUUUAAUCUUUGCGUGCCUGAGCCGUAUUUCGCUGCUUGUCAGACCAUGCAACAACAGGAAGGCUCGCGGUUAAAAUGCGUGAAGGCCAGAGACAGAGUGGACUGUCUGGAGAAGGUGGGCCACGGGCAAGCAGACAUCAUGGCUGCCGACCCGGAAGACAUGUACCUGGCCACGUCCGCAGACGUGCCAUUCACUGUCUUCAAGGAGGUGCGCACCACCCUGGAGCCGACAGAGGAAUUCCGCUACGAAGCCGUCGCCGUGGUGCACAAGAACCUGCAGAUCGAGAGCGUGCAGGGCAUUCGAGGGUUGAAGUCUUGCCACACGGGGGUGGGCCGCAACGUCGGCUACAAGAUUCCCAUCACUAAGUUGACGAAACUGGGCGUGUUGCGGCUGCAGAACGACUCUCUGCUGACUGCGCGCGAGAUAGAGCUGCGCGCGCUCUCGCAGCUCUUCAGCCACGCGUGCCUCGUAGGCGACUGGUCAUCCGACGCCGCCGCCGACCGCAGGCUCAAGAACACGUACAGCAACCUGUGCGCCCUGUGCGAGCACCCGGACGUGUGCAACUACCCGGACAAAUUCUCCGGCUACGACGGCGCCCUGCGGUGCCUGUCCGACGGCGGCGGCCAGGUCGCCUGGACCAAGAUCCCCGUGGGCGGCGCCCUGGAAGUGACGAACGCGACCCGCUACAACCCCAACGACUACGCCUACUUGUGCCCCGACGGCUCCAAGAGGCCCAUCCUGGGCCCCGCCUGCCGCUGGGCCGCCCGCCCCUGGCAGGGCUUCAUCGCCAACGGAGACAUCACCAGCGAGGUGGACGACGUGCGCCGUGUGCUGGACCAGGCCUGUCGCAGCCGGCGCCGGCCGCCGAACGCCGAGUGGCUCAAGAGCGUGCUCACCGUCAUCAAGGACAAGACGGUGCUCGUGAGCGCCCCGCAGCCCCCCGUCUCGCCGCUGCAGUACCUCGACAAAGCCAACUACACGGACGUGAUCGGGCGCGGGCGCGGCGGCGCCGUGGUGCGCGUGUGCGUGCGCUCGCAGGCCGAGCUGGCCAAGUGCCGGUCGCUGGCGGCCGCCGCCUUCUCCCGCGACGUGCGGCCCGAGUUCGGCUGCGAGCUGCGCGAGGGCGGCCCGCACGCCUGCCUCGCCGCCAUCCGCGACGGACACGCGGACAUCAUCGCCGUCGACGGCGGCGAGGCCCACGUCGCGCGCACAGAAUACAACCUGCGCCCAGUGCUGACUGAACUGUACGGAGAGCACCAGGGCCUGUACUAUGCUGUCGCCGUCGUCAAGAAGUCGUCCUCCAUGCGCACUCUCACCGACCUGCGAGGGAAGAAGUCCUGUCACACCGGCUACGGGCGCACCGCAGGGUGGAACGUGCCCGUGUACGCGCUGCUGCGGGCGGGCCUGCUGCCGUCGGGCACGUGCCCCUACGCCAAAGCGGUGGGCGAGUUCUUCUCCGGAGGCAGCUGCGUGCCCGGGGCCCUUAGCUCCGAGAACAACCCGGCCGGCCUCAACCCGCAGCGCCUGUGCGACCUCUGCGCCGGGGACCUCGACGCCGCAGGCGGAGCCAACCCCGCCACCAAGUGCAACUCCACGCCCCACGAGUCCUUCUACGGCUACGCCGGUGCCUUCCGUUGCCUGGCCAGCGGCGCCGGAGACGUCGCCUUCGUCAAGCACGCCACCGUCCCCGACAACACCGAAGAAUUGCAAAAAUAUACCAAAGAAGAAAAAUAUGUCAAAAAAAUUUACAGAAUAGAUGGCAAGAACUCUGCAGCCUGGGCAAGGAACCUGCAGAGCAGCGACUACGAACUGCUGUGCCCCGACGGCUCUCGCAAGCCCGUUGAUCAGUACGAGAGUUGCAACCUAGCGCAGGUGCCCGCGCAUUUGGAUUCAGCAACGGGCUUCCGCGCCAUCGACGAGCCCUCGCCCGUGCAGCGCCAGUACGAGGAGAUGCUGGAGCAGUUGCGCACUUGCAACUAGGCGCCGUGGCUGCCUGACCCGACGCGCUCAUCGCCCGCGCUCUCUCGCAGCUGUAGCCUCACUGACUUAGCCGAGGGCUCCCGUUUCGAGACGCGAGAUAUCGACUUGCCUCUACGAUUAUCGAAUUACUCAACAUCGACGUGUAUGUCAAUGUUUGGAGAUGAACCUGUCAACAUUGAUGUGUUAUUUUAAGUAUAUAAAAGCUUUUAAUACAUCCAUAAAUUGAAUUUGAAUAUCUACUUCAAUGAGACUUCGAUUGAGUAGAAAUAAUCGUUUAAUUAAAACCUAAUAUGCAAUGAACAAGUAAAAAUAAUUGUUUCCACGUCUAGAAACGAAUCGAGCGAGCCCUUUGCUUUCGGUGUUUCUUUGCUAGUAUUUUCUGCGGAGCUGUAAUGAGUCGUUUCAUUUUUAGUUGAGUUAGUUUCCUAAUAGACUGCGUUCAUUUCCAUUUUGAAAGACUGUAAUAUGAUAUUGUGAUAUUCUCUCUCAGUAGCUACAUGUGUCACUUCUUUGAAUAAAAGUAAGUAAUAUUUGGUUUCAGUAUUUUGUGUUUUUGAAACAAUGGAUUGCAAAGUAAUACAAAACUGAUGUUAGUCUAUUCCUGAUAUUUACUUCCAAGAACAAUGCUCCGGAUGUAACAAAUAGAUCAGCUAUUUUCUUGGCAAUCUGUUCAUUAAUACAUUGUUAAGGACUAUCGUAAGCUUUACCGAAUCUCAUGUGUCUACAAUUUUAGAAUUUUUCCGUACAUUUACGUACGUAUAACUCAAAAACCUCUUGUUUCUCCAGCAGUUACGGGUUGAAUAACUAGCUCGGCCAGUACACAGAGGAAUUAUAAUUACGCCCUUUACUGUUGUAAUAGUGCCCCGUAUUUGUCUUUUUUUUUUUUAGUUUCUCAUCAAAGUGAUUUCAACACCAAUGUACUAAGAGGAACACAAAAUAAAUUACAUAAAAUAUAAA